AUGACGGAAGUCAUCAGCGCCGCCAGCUCCAUUGUGAGUCUCCUUGACUUUUCUCUCAAGGUUAUCACGACCAUACGCGAAGUGAACCACGCGUAUCAUGAGGCUCCGCAAGUCGUCUUGAACCUUGGGGGUAAUCUGGAAGCUAUUCAAGAGAUUCUGGAGCUUGUCCGAGAACAACCUGACCUUCAAGUUAAAAUUGUCGGGGAUGAAGUUGCAAGGCUGAAAGUCACCCUCGAACAACUCCAAGAAGUUCAUGAAAAAAUGCAAGAGAGGGCAAAGAAAAAUAAGGUCAAGAGAUAUGCACGUGCGGUGCUUGAUCAUGACCGAGACAGUGAAGGAAUAAGCGAUAUUUUGCGUCGGAUUGAUCUCCACCAGGGAUUCCUGACAGUCCGUAUUUUGGUAGUCAACGUUGGCAUGGCUGGUAACAUCCGGGAUGGAUUUCAAGUCGCUUGCGACACUUUGACUCAGGUUGACCAGAGAGUGAAAGCGGUGCUUGGCGAAGGUCUCCGGAUCAGGCGCGUUUUACAAGACCGAUCUCUGCUACCUGCUGGAGAAAGUGAAGAAUUUAUUUACUUAGCCGAUGACGAUAGAGCUGCUAUCGAGAACGCUACAGCAAGAAAGAAUCCGACGGAGUUACAGGCUGAGAUAGAACGAUUUGUGACUAAGAAUUUGAAGGCCGGCGAUAACCUGACGUAUUACGAGGGCGAUCUUGGUUUCGAUAACCCGAGCACGCCGGGUCAAAGAUCGGUGAUGGAAGAUAUUUGUCUAGGAAAGGACGCUUCGGUCAUUCGUGGCAAUGUUUCGAAAGAGGCUUCAGCUGCCUUUAUUGCUGGAUUGUGGGGUUAUAAAACCUAA
Molecule: messenger RNA, 855 nt
Organism: Fusarium oxysporum Fo47
Lineage: Eukaryota; Fungi; Ascomycota; Sordariomycetes; Hypocreales; Nectriaceae
Exons: 2
Coding region: 1-855 (284 amino acids)
Source: RefSeq, a predicted model, not a curated record